AUGUCAUGUUCCGAUGUGGUCACUUUCUGUUUUUCCCCCACCAGAAAGUAUUUGGCUGUGGCAGAUAGUACGAAGAAGCUAUUUUUGUACAACUUUGCAGACAAUGUCUGCGUAAAAAUCGCUGACAAGGAAAUCCCACGUUGUGCUGCUUGUGUGACAUUCACUCAGGAUGAACAGUUUAUUGUCCUUGGAGAGAAGUCCGGAAAUGUGUACAAAUUAUCCAUUCCGGAUCUGACAACCGGAAUUAAUCGGCCUAGUUUGGAUCUGAUGCUUGGACACUUGUCGAUGCUGUCGGACAUUGCAGUAUCUCAUGACGGCAAACUGUUGGCAACUUGUGAUCGAGAUGAAAAAAUCCGUAUCAGUCGCUUUCAGCAGCCAUUUGUGAUCGAAGCUUUCUGCCUGGGUCACAGUUGCUUCAUCUCGCAACUAGCUUUCCUUCCUCGAUCAUACCUUCUUGUAUCCGCUGGCGGGGAUGGUUAUCUGCGACUGUGGCAGUCAGAGACUGGAACGGAACUGUCUUGUAUCCAACUAACCCUUGAUGGGGAAACGAAAACGGUCGAAGAUGAAGAGAACAGUUUAUCCGUUGUUGACCCAGUUAUUAUUCACCGGUUGUUUAUAGCAGAGACGGAUAUAUGCGUAUGCUCCUCGUCAUCACACCCCGUUGCAUUUGUUGUUCGAAUCCAUACCGGUCAGAGCAAGUUGGAUCACUGGAGUACACCAUCGCGCAUACAAACUCCAGGGAAUAGACCACUCUUGGACUCGGCUCUGUGUACAGUGGACAGCGGCAAAGAUUAUUCUCGGGUUAUAUUUAUUGGUUUGACUUCAGAAAGCACGCCUCACCUCGUGUUUUGGUCCCUCAGUUCCUCGACACAUUCCCCUGACUUAUUUGAUUGGAAAGAAUUGCAAGUUGUCGAUCCCAUCCCGGAAUCUCUACUGAAACUACCCGAUCCGAUACCACGUUUAGAGCUGCUCAGAAGCUUGGCAAAACGGGAAGCUGAUCGAUCUAUGAUUGAAACUUACGAGGAGAAUAAACGAAUCCGUCACCAAAAUGUAUCGGAUCGUCGCCUCCGGCAUCAACAGAAACGGCAAGCCAAGAAGCACCAAAAGCAGUCCGUCUCUCCCGGGCAUUGUGCCCUUGGAGUAACUUCAGAUAUUGUAUAAUAUACACUUUCAG
Molecule: messenger RNA, 1174 nt
Organism: Opisthorchis viverrini
Lineage: Eukaryota; Metazoa; Platyhelminthes; Trematoda; Opisthorchiida; Opisthorchiidae
Exons: 8
Coding region: 1-1161 (386 amino acids)
Biological process (GO): RNA (guanine-N7)-methylation
Cellular component (GO): tRNA methyltransferase complex; cytosol; nucleus
Molecular function (GO): tRNA (guanine(46)-N7)-methyltransferase activity; protein binding
Source: RefSeq, a predicted model, not a curated record